Botrytis fragariae is the source of this 612-nucleotide messenger RNA. RefSeq names its product putative nucleoside diphosphate kinase protein. The record is from RefSeq and is a predicted model, not a curated record. Gene Ontology annotation, biological process: UTP biosynthetic process; CTP biosynthetic process; GTP biosynthetic process. The transcript has 7 exons. Lineage: Eukaryota; Fungi; Ascomycota; Leotiomycetes; Helotiales; Sclerotiniaceae. Gene Ontology annotation, molecular function: nucleoside diphosphate kinase activity. Bases 1 to 570 code for a protein of 189 amino acids.
AUGAGUGAAGCCCCCGAAUCGAUUUUAAAGCACGUCAAUCCUAAAACUCAAGCACUCUUAAGAGCAUCAGCAAAACACAGAGAAGAAUCUGCCAGAUCAAACGACGAUACCAUGUCUACCGAACAAACCUUCAUUGCCAUCAAGCCAGAUGGUGUCCAACGUGGACUCGUUGGCCCAAUCAUCAGCCGAUUUGAGGCUCGUGGUUACAAGCUUGCUGCCAUCAAGCUCACCACCCCAGGAAAGGACCACCUCGAGAAGCAUUACGCUGAUCUCUCCGACAAGCCAUUCUUCGCUGGUCUCGUCAACUACAUGAACUCUGGCCCAAUCUGCGCCAUGGUCUGGGAAGGACGUGAUGCCGUCAAGACUGGCCGUACCCUCCUCGGUGCCACCAACCCAUUGGCCUCUGCCCCAGGUACCAUCCGUGGUGACUUCGCCAUCGAUGUCGGACGCAACGUCUGCCACGGUUCCGACUCCGUCGAGAACGCCAAGAAGGAGAUUGCUCUCUGGUUCAAGGAGGGUGAGGUUCUCUCAUGGAAAUCCGCUCAACACGACUGGGUCUACGAGAAGUAGAUUAGAUUUGAUGUUCUGUCAUUUAGUCCAACAAACAAUUAG